Sphaeramia orbicularis (orbiculate cardinalfish) is the source of this 1591-nucleotide messenger RNA. RefSeq names its product proteasome (prosome, macropain) assembly chaperone 2 (gene psmg2). The record is from RefSeq and is a predicted model, not a curated record. The transcript is spliced from 7 exons. Bases 174 to 962 code for a protein of 262 amino acids. Gene Ontology annotation, cellular component: cytosol; nucleus. Gene Ontology annotation, biological process: proteasome assembly. NCBI's taxonomy places the organism in Eukaryota, Metazoa, Chordata, Actinopteri, Kurtiformes, Apogonidae.
CAGCGCGAGGGACCAGCAGUCCAAAACACUCAGCAUGAAAUCUGCUCGUCUUUAACACAAAUACAAGGCAAAGACUUCCGGACAGUCUAGUUUUACUUGACGUGAACCAGCACAAAUCUUUUUUUAUUUUUAUUUUUUGUUUUAUUUUUAUCCGGUGUGUUUGUGUGUUCGCCAUGUUCGUCCCUUCUCCUCAGUGCAGUCCCUCCUUCAGAGCUUUUACCCUGGUCAUGCCGGCCGUGGCCGUGGGGAAUGUGGGUCAGCUGGCAGUGGACCUCAUUGUGUCCACUCUGAAUAUGAGACGAGUGGGCUUCCUGCACACGGACUGUCUGAUUCCUAUGGCUGGAAACAACCCAUACUCCAGCGACAAAGAAGACGCAGAUGAGCUGCACACCAACGCAGAAGUUUACACAGCAGAAGAUCUGAAGCUGGCAGUUCUUCAGAUCAGGGCUCCGGUUAUUCAGGCAAAAUCCAAAAAGUUCUGUCAGCUGCUUGUGUCUUGGAUCAAAUCCUGCGGCUUCUCCAGGACAGUGGUUCUGUCCAGCAGCCACGCCUACCACAGGGAUGACCAGCAACUGCGGAGCUCUCCUCUGAGGUACCUGGUGACGCCGUCCAUGCUGAAGUUAAGUAAAGACGCCCUGGAAGAGCUGGGAUGGAGCGAGAUGGAGCGAGUGUCUGCCUUCCCUGGACUGACGGAGGCCAACGCCGAGCCUCGACUCUACAUCCCUGGAGGAGGCAUCACCAAAGGCCUGUACACAGACAGCUGUGCAGAGGACAUCCCACUGGCAGUGCUGCUGCUCUUCUGUUCUGAAGGAGACAACGUUCCAGACGCCUUCGCUUUGGUCGACCACCUCAACAGCUGGCUCCACCUGCUGGACAGUCCCGGUUUAGAGGCGACUAAAUGGAAGAGCCCUCCCUCCUGGAGUCUUCUGUUUGGAAGUGGCAUCCCACCUGCUCUCUUCUGACACACAUGUGCUGUUUGCUUUGCUUUGGAUUGUGGGAAAACAGUGAAACCAGAAGACAUUGGUCUGGGAUCCCAAACGCUUCCGUGUUUUCGCUCCUUUGUAAACAUGUUUUGAAUCGGUGUCAUGUGCAGUUUGCUUCGCCCACGUAACAAACUCUGGACCUAAGACAUGACAGUAAAGCCCACCUACCAGGUUUGACCUCAGAACCUUCACGUGUACAAAUAUUACUUCAUGUACAUCAGCUGUUUCAUUUUCACAAAUAAUGCUUUUCCUAAUAAAAGACAGUUCCAAAAACAGGAGUGUGAUGUAUCCAAAGUGACUGUGUUCCUGUUGCCGGACAGCAGCUCCGCCUGCUUUGACUGAAAGUGCUUGGCUCGGUGCCAUGCUGGAUUCCUGGCAGUCACGCCUCUCUGUAAUUUGAUUUCUUUCUAAAAUACAUAUCACAACUUUACAUGGCGGUAACAUCGACGUAGCCGCCUGACUCAGACUUUGACCUUGCAGAGACGUUUGUGGUUUUCCUGUCAGAUCAGGUUUUGUGGGAAGGAGGAUUGUUUGUGUGUAGACUGGUUUUGGAAGAAGGUAUGUACAGUCAUUUUCUACACAAAUUUGGAACGGAGAGCUCUGUCAUU